AUGGUUGAUUCUACUAUGGUUUCUGAUUUAAAUCAAGAGGAGGUGAACGAUAUUUGCAUCAAGGCUCUUCAGGAUCAAAUUCGCUCCCCCUCUUACCAACACACUGAAGCUGUUAAAUGGAAUCAAAAUGUAGUUGAGACCGUUACAGAAAGCCUUGUCCGCUUAGGAUAUCCUUACAAAUAUUGUGUUUGCUGCGUUAUCAUGCAAGCUGGAUUGGGCGCUGGCCUGAAUAUUGCUAGCAUGUGUUUUUGGGACAAACAAAUCGAUGUUAACUUUGUUGUCAGAUGGGAGAGCAAAGCUGUGAUUGCAGUUUGUAACGUGUUCGCCUUGCGUCUUGACAAUUUGCCGCCUCAGAUCAUGAAGAGUGAUGUUGAGGAGAACUGCGACGGACAUGUCAACACAAAUGGAGGCUCUUGA
This is a messenger RNA of Meloidogyne enterolobii, 417 nucleotides long. NCBI's taxonomy places the organism in Eukaryota, Metazoa, Nematoda, Chromadorea, Rhabditida, Meloidogynidae. The record is from the annotation of a GenBank genome assembly.